Molecule: messenger RNA, 678 nt
Organism: Argiope bruennichi
Lineage: Eukaryota; Metazoa; Arthropoda; Arachnida; Araneae; Araneidae
Exons: 5
Coding region: 4-612 (202 amino acids)
Source: RefSeq, a predicted model, not a curated record
UCUAUGCUGAGUCCACUUCAGAAAAUUUUCAUGGAUUUGUCCAUUUUAUUGGCCAUAGUCUGCGCUCUGUCCUGGAAGUUAGGCACAUCGGCCAAGCAGCCGGAGCCCGGGGAAUGCGUGGAAUCCUUCAUUGAUGUUUAUCCACCUCAGAUCAUGGAGACUUGGUAUGUGAUGAAGCACACGGACAGUCUGGAGGUGGCGCCCACACCCGACUGCCUCAUCAUCAAAUUCGGUCGCAGGAUGAGUUUCAAUUCGGAAAUAAGGAUCGACGUCAUUUAUUCGAAAGAGGGAUCUGCAAAUGCGGCAGAAGUUCCCUUCUUUAGGGGUGAAGUAAAUGUUCGAGGAAAAGAUCCAUUCGGCGUCGAUAUACCAUUAAGUCCGAGAUUUCCUCUCAAUAUAAUGCUUUCCGAUUUCGACGAGGACAACGGGUGCAUGGCGUUCUGGUCCUGCGCUAAUAUUGGAUCAUCUAUGGUUCAAAAAGGUGGAUGGGUGAUGUGUCAGUCCCUAGAAGUGGAUGAAGAAGUAAUCGAAAAGUUGACAGAAAACCUGGUAAAUAUAAGCAACAUGACCGCAAAUGACUUCGGCUGGACGAAGUAUGAUUCGUGCCUUUAAAGUGGGUGAGGCAUCCAUUUGAUAAAUUCUAAACUGAUUAAGAAGCAUAAUCCACAGACUCCAAAA